This is a messenger RNA of Phaethon lepturus (White-tailed tropicbird), 906 nucleotides long. RefSeq names its product WAS protein family homolog 1-like. Gene Ontology annotation, cellular component: early endosome; recycling endosome; WASH complex. Gene Ontology annotation, molecular function: gamma-tubulin binding; alpha-tubulin binding. The record is from RefSeq and is a predicted model, not a curated record. Gene Ontology annotation, biological process: retrograde transport, endosome to Golgi; endocytic recycling; Arp2/3 complex-mediated actin nucleation. NCBI's taxonomy places the organism in Eukaryota, Metazoa, Chordata, Aves, Phaethontiformes, Phaethontidae.
AUGGCUACAGUAGCCCAGAAGCACUUUUUGGAAGGGCAGACGUACUCGGUCCCCCUGAUCCAACCAGAUUUUCAGGUGGCAGAUGCACUUCAGUAUCUGCAAAAAGUGUCGGGCGAUAUCUUCAACAGGAUCUCUCAGCGGGUGGAGGCCAGCCGGGCACAGCUUCAGGCAAUCGGUGAGAGAGUCACGCUUGCCCAGGCGAAGAUUGAGAAGAUAAAAGGCAGCAAGAAGGCUAUUAAGGUAUUUUCCAGUGCCAAGUAUCCAGCCCCUGAACGACUGCAGGAGUACAGUUCUAUUUUUGCUGGUGCGGAAGACCCAGCUAAACAGAAAUGGCCAAGACACAAGAUUCAGAGCAAACACAGAGUGCUGGAUGAGAAAGCUCUGCAGGAGAAGCUCAAGUAUUUCCCUGUGUGCGUGAGCACCAAAAUUCACCAGGAGGAUGAUGCAGAAGAAGGCCUUGGCAGCCUCCCCAGGAACAUCAGUUCCCUCAGCUCCCUGCUGCUCUUCAACACCACCGAGAACCUGUACAAGAAGUAUGUUUUCCUGGAUCCUCUGGCUGGAGCAGUGACUAAGACCCACGUGGCUCUGGAAACAGAGACGGAAGAGAAGCUCUUUGAUGCUCCUCUCUCCAUCACCAAAAGGGGACAGCUGGACCGGCAGAUAGCUGAAAAUUACUUCUAUGUGCCAGAUCUGGGCCAGGUCCCCGAGAUUGAUGUGCCGUCCUACCUGCCAGACCUGCCUGGCAUUGCUGCAGAUCUCAUGUACAGUGCCGAUCUGGGCCCUGGCAUCGCACCAUCUGCCCCUAGCAGUGCUAUUCCAGAGCUGCCCACGUUCAACACCGAGUCGGUGGAGCCUUUGCAACCAGACCUUCAAAAUGCUGAGCUAUUGCCGCCACCGCCACCUCCC